Cucumis sativus (cucumber) is the source of this 2389-nucleotide messenger RNA. Its product is annotated as poly [ADP-ribose] polymerase tankyrase-2. The coding region runs from base 935 to 2257 and encodes 440 amino acids. The record is from RefSeq and is a predicted model, not a curated record. The transcript has a single exon. Lineage: Eukaryota; Viridiplantae; Streptophyta; Magnoliopsida; Cucurbitales; Cucurbitaceae. Gene Ontology annotation, cellular component: cilium. Gene Ontology annotation, molecular function: protein binding.
CUACUAAGCCUUUCUUUCUAACAUGAAAUUUGUUGGUAUAAAAAUUAACUAAAUAUGGGGUUGGAAAAGGAAGACCAAAAACGACCGUACCGACAUGGAUAGAUCAGGUUAUAGGGCAAUUUGAGAAAAAAGGUAUGUGUAUAAUCUCAUGUAUGGUAACCAAAACCAUGAACAGUAAGUGGUUUUUCAAAAACCAACUUCAAAUUAUAAAAUAGUAAUAUAUUUUAUUCUCUCAUCCUCUCAAGACCAAUUCAUCUUUUCCCUAUUCCCCUUCACCUUAGAUAAACAAAGUGAGAUAGGGAUGUUAACGAUGAGCUGUAUUUGUUUGUGUUGAUGAAUAGCGUAAAGUGGAGCCACUCCCACCUAUACCGACUCUAUCUUUUCACAUCUCUUUUCUCUUUUUUCCUUUCACAACUGACUCCAAUUGAAAGGGUGUUUGCCUCAUCCAGAGUGAUGGAGAGAGUAAGAGUGACUAGUAUUUUAACAGAAAAAAUAGCAUCUCAAACUCAGCUAUUUCAUCAAAAUCUAUAUAUCCUAAGAGGUAUGGAGUUCAAAAUUGAAUUUGAAUUUGAAUUUUAUUGGAUAUAUUUACUCUAAUGAAAGGAUUUUUUUUAAAAAAAUCCGUGUCACUGUCAACUUAGACCUAAACCACCAAACAAAGUUGCCAUAUUUUAAUCAAAUUGAUACUUCUAAUUAUUAAUUAACCCCAACCAUGGAUUAUCCCACAAGAACCAAUCUUCACUAAUCUCAGAGUUGAACAGUAAAAGAUCAAGUGGAAAACCUAAAUUAAAAAAGCAACAAGAAAUUCAAACAAAGAUUUGUUUCUGUGUUCAUACCUUUGCCUUUCUCCAUUGAUUUCCUUCUUCUUCUUAAUCUGUGAUUCAAACAAAGAAUUUGGCUUCUGGGUUCUGAACUUUAUGAGAUUUUCCUAACAAUGGACAGAUUGGUGAAGCCUGAUGUGGAUGAAGUGGAAUUUUCAUUCAUGAAAGGAGAAAAUUGUACAGCAACUUUCUGUCUCACCAAUCUCAUGCACACCAUGUCUGUUGCAGUUUGUUUAUCAACAUCCAAUCCUUCUGUUUUCUCUUUUUCACAAGACUUCUCCAUAAUUCCACCGCUUUCUUCUUCUUCCUACACAAUUUCCUGCAAAUCAUCGGAUAAGCUUCCUCUCAGUACUCCGCCGGACAAAAUCUCCGUUCGAUCCGCCAUGCUUCCAAUUGGAAAAGCUCACACCGACGACCUACGACGCUUGUUUUCCAAACCUGGCCGCCAUGUUUUCAAGGACGCUUCGUUACUCAUCUCCUUCGUCGGUUUCGAUGUCGUUGAAUUCCUAAUUUCGAACCAUAAGCGAAUUCCUGAUUUGAGAUCUCUUCUUAACAAAGCCAUUUCUGGUUGUUCUAAGUCUCAAUUGACAGCGUUGAUGGAACCGGCAGUUUCGUCAGGGAAAUUAGGGUUAGUUUCGGUUUUAAUCGACGCUGGAGUAGACGUCAAUGUGAAGGAUUGUCUCAAACAGUCAAUGCUGUCGAGCGCUGUUCGGACUGGGAAGAUCGAUAUUGUCAAGCGAUUGAUUGAUUCGCACUGCAAAAUCGAUUUCUCUGUUGAUUUGGUACUACACAUAGCGGCAGCGAUGAACCACGUCGAUUUAAUAGAGCUACUACGAGAAAAUUUUCCUGAUAUACCAGUUAAUUCCGUCGAUUCUGACGGCCGUACUCCAAUCCACACCGCGGCAGCUCACGGUCACGUCGAGGUAAUAAGCUUCCUCGCUUCGGUCGGCGGAGAUGUCGAGGCAGUGGAUAGAACAAAAUGGACUCCGCUACAUUUCGCAGCGGCAGGAGGACAUCUGGAAGCCGUGGAGUAUCUUCUAAACUGCUCGAAUGUGAAAUACGCGGUGAACUCGGACGGAAGAACGGCAUUCGCACUGGCGUCGGAGAACGGACACACAGAUCUGUUCGAUUCUUUGAGAUUAGACGAUGCAUUGCACAGAACGGCAAGAGCCGGCGACGUUCGAGGUCUGAGAAGUUGCGUGGCGGCUGGAGCAAAGGUGAAUGGAAAAGACCAAAACGGGUGGACGGCUCUGCAUAGGGCGGCGUUCAAAGGCAGAGUUGAAUGCGUGAAGGCACUGCUGGAGGUCGGAGCGGAGGCUGACGCCGUGGACAACGCUGGGUACACGCCCCUCCGGUGCGCCGUGGAGGCUGGGCAGGAGGAGGUGGCUCGGCUUCUUCUUGACAGUGGUGCCAAACCGAUUUCAUCCAAAAUCUAAUAUUUGCCUUCUCAAUUCAUUUUGUUUAUAUUGUAAUUUGUAAAUAGUCAUUGUCAUUUUUGUAGGGAUGAUUUUACCAUUUUUUGGAAAUGUGAAAUUUCAUACAUAAUAUUACUUUUAAAGUUUGUUCAA